UUACCCUUGUUGGAUGUGUAACGGAUGCGGCAUUGCAAAUCGCAAAAAGCCAGAUGCAGAGCACAAGUGUCCACGGCAGCUUUCUCUACGAGCUUCGCUAUAUUUCUUGGUAAAUUGCGUUCUCUCGUCGACGGUGACUAAGAGAUCGGUGACUAAUCCAAAAUGCAACCUCAAGGGUCUUUCUGCAAAUCCAACGGAUCGCACAAAUUCCAAGAUCGACCAGAAGCUUUGUAGAAAAAAAAACACUCGCUAAAACAACAUUCAGGUGACUUCCAUGUUUGCAGACAGAGCUAAGAUCGACAUGGCAGAAAUCACAAGAACUGGGGGACGAGACGUUUUUGUACAUAACCAUAACUAUAACUCUGUCAAUCUGGAGAAUGCGGAAGAUUCGAAACUAGCAGGUCAGCAAUGGCGACGGAAGCAAGACCUGGAUUGGAGUCGCCUCAAGAAAACAUAUAAAAAGGAAAAACAGAUCAGUAUUUUCUACGAUACUUAAAACGCUUGGCUACUUUUGACAUCAAGAUCGAGAAGCUGGAUUCCUAGAUUUGCUGUUCAAUUGUGUACAUUGUACAAAUAAAUUCAGGGUAGCAAAAGACGGUCAAACGUUUUGCUGUCAUUUCACUCCCCCAGUAUGCAGCCUUCAGGUUACGAAAUAGUGGUUUUAUUUUGCUGUGUGGGAAUAACAAUUCACCGAGGCGUUUUGGGAGCUAACAUCAACAGGCCUGAGCCUCGGGCCAUGGAUUAUGCACUAUCCGAACUGACAACAGAGCAAAAACAGAAGAUGCUGGACGAGCAUAACAAGUUCCGAGGCUCCGUCAAGCCCCCUGCGGCUAACAUGGAAUACAUGGUCUGGGAUGAGGACCUAGCAAGCCUUGCUCAAAUGUGGACGAACCAGUGCGACUACGCUCACGGCUUUGUUCGGUUUGGCAGCGCUUACCCAAACGAGCCAAAGGUCGCGAGGAGAGACGAUCAACUCGGUCAGAAUUUAGCUCGGGAGUACGGCAAAAUGGCCGACCCCGAGUCCCGGGUUGAGAGAUGGCACAGAGAAGUAAACUACUACAGUUAUGGCAAGUACCCCGGUUAUUGCCAGCCCGGUAGGAUAUGCGGUCACUAUACACAGCUGGUCUGGGCACUCAGUCGGUAUCUCGGAUGUGGGAUGAAAUGGUGCAAUAAAAGGUUUGGUGAGCCGCCCCAUCACCCAAGUGUACCGGGCAACACGCUCGUCAACUGCGACUAUGCAAUAAGCGGCAAUACCUACGGACAGUUCCCUUACAAAACAGGCCGACCUUGCUCGAAGUGCAUCUCGGGAAAAGGAUGGUGCUACAAUAAUCUAUGCAGGGACUGCAAAGAUUUCAGCCCAGCGUGUGGAACGUCCUUGACUAGCGACUUGUGUACAAUCUACAAGGAUCGGAUGGCCAAGAUUUGUCCGAAAAUGUGCAAUCUUUGUGAAUGUCCCCUGGAAUGCACGAACGGAGGGAUUCUCAACACAGACACGUGCUCAUGCACAUGCGCGCCAAAGUGGAGACCGCCGGACUGUUCAGAACUUUGUGAGGACAAGCCCUCGAGAAGCCAGUGCCAGCAGUUUCUAAAAGAAAAUAUGAAGUGCAACCUGCCUUACAUGCAGGAGAACUGCCCAGCCACGUGCGGCAUUUGCGACGACGGUACUGGCGCAGUGCCAACACAGGGUACCCAAGGACCAACAACAGUCGCGCCGAGAACGGAAUCGACCCCCGCACCUGUAAUUGGCUGUGUAGACUAUGACGCAAGAUGUGCCACGUGGGCCGCGGAGGGGGAGUGUGACAGUAAUGCAUCAUGGAUGAGUCGUGAGUGCUGUGAAAGCUGCAAGAAAUGGAAAGACGGAGAAGGCAAGGAUAUCGACAAAGAGCAGUGCCCGCUGUGGGCUGCUCGCGGAGAUUGCGAUCGGAAUAAAUCGUGGAUGUUGAUCAACUGUCGCAUCAGCUGCAAUCAGUGCCGAGAUUGCAAAGACCAAAUGCUCUCGUGCCCAGAGCGUGCUUUGACAGGUGAAUGCAAGGCGAAGCCGUCGCCGAUAUUAUCACAGUGUCGUCAGAGUUGCGGCCUUUGUCGAGUUUAUGACAAGGAUAGUAAAUGUCCUGCAUGGGCUGUCAAAGGAGACUGCGUCACAAACUGGGCCUGGAUGUACAACAACUGCCCUCGAAGCUGUGAUCUUACACUUGCUGCGUACCAGUACUGCGCAACCAGGCCUGAUGGACGUUACCCGGCCCAGCCUUCUACGCGCGGUUUCAUUGUUUGUUCCAAAGGAAUGACGAAACAUGUAGAUUGUCCCCAGGGACAGACAUUCGACAGCAACCUGCUGAUAUGUGAUUAGUAACGAAGAAGGAAUAAUUUAUAUCCAAUUGGUCAAUUGGCUGUUAAUGGGGGUUCUGUGUAAUUCGAGCGUGAAAGCGAGGCAGUGACAAGUUUGUUUACAGCCGUCUUGAAAAUGUGUGCUAGUUUUACGAUAAAGCUGAAUGCUAAAGGUUUGAAAUGCUGUUAUUGAGUGAGAAAAAAGCUAUAAAUAUUCGAAGACAGCUGUGAACAAACCCAUUUUGCCGAAGCCCUCCAUCUGUAAAACGGCGCAUUCGUUGGACCAAUAGAUGGAAAGACGCAUGGGAAAAAUGCCUGCCCAGUGCGCCUGCGUCAGAACACGUUUUCUAUUUUUAUUAGUUACAGCAUCUAUUAGGAGCACUGUUUUGAAGAAACUCUUAUGAAUUUGUUCUUAGUAAUUAUCUGUUUUGUGAACCUAUUGUGCUGUAAAUUAAAAAGUGUUAUAUCGACGUAUGAUCUGCCGCACGCCCACUGGGAGCAUUUGUGUUUCCAUUCCAUUAAAAAUACAUGGUUUCUAAUUAAAACAAGCGAAAAAACAUUUUUCAGAACCACCUGUCGUAUCCCGAAAGGAAAAAUAGCAUUAAUGCACUAUUUAAUAAAUAAUUUGCUUUCUCAUUGGCUGCUUGCCUGUAAUUUUUAAUGCAAACAAAUAAAUUAUACCGCCAUUUCUGGGUUUGA
Molecule: messenger RNA, 3024 nt
Organism: Nematostella vectensis (starlet sea anemone)
Lineage: Eukaryota; Metazoa; Cnidaria; Anthozoa; Actiniaria; Edwardsiidae
Product: protein draper
Exons: 16
Coding region: 632-2347 (571 amino acids)
Cellular component (GO): extracellular region
Molecular function (GO): chitin binding
Source: RefSeq, a predicted model, not a curated record